This is a messenger RNA of Brugia pahangi, 7074 nucleotides long. The record is from the annotation of a GenBank genome assembly. NCBI's taxonomy places the organism in Eukaryota, Metazoa, Nematoda, Chromadorea, Rhabditida, Onchocercidae.
AUGACGACCGAUAUAGCCGUGCGAGGUCACGAUUAUAAUGGUCGGAUCGAGGAUUACGAGGAGUACGACGAGAAUUCUUCUGCCAGACUCUUCGAGCGUUCGCGCAUCAAAGCUCUUGCUGAUGAGCGUGAAAAUGUUCAGAAGAAAACUUUUACCAAAUGGGUUAAUUCACAUCUUUUGCCGGUGAAUUGCAAAAUACACGAUUUAUACAUGGAUAUGCGUGAUGGCAAGAUGCUCAUCAGACUUCUCGAGGUGCUCUCUGGCGAGCGCUUGCCAAAACCAACUCGUGGUAGAAUGCGUAUACAUUGUCUUGAAAACGUGGACAAAGGGUUGCAGUUUUUGCGCGACCAGCAUGUUCAUCUGGAGAAUCUCGGGUCACAUGAUGUUGUAGAUGGUAACCCCCGACUAACAUUGGGUCUUAUCUGGACCAUUAUUUUACGAUUUCAGAUUCAAGAUAUUACAUUCGAAGAUGCAGACAACCAAGAGACACGCAGUGCUAAAGAGGCUUUAUUACUAUGGUGUCAAAUGAAGACAGCUGGUUAUCCGAAUGUAAACGUCCGGAACUUCAGUACUUCAUGGCGUGAUGGCUUGGCAUUCAAUGCACUUAUUCAUAAACAUCGUCCCGAUCUCAUAGAAUAUGAAAAGUUGCAAAAAUCCAAUGCACUUUACAACCUGAGUAACGCAUUCGAAAUAGCUGAGCAACAACUUGGAUUGAUCAAAUUCUUAGACCCUGAAGAUGUGAAUAUCGACAUGCCUGAUGAGAAAUCAAUCAUCACUUAUGUCGUGACGUACUAUCAUUAUUUCAAUAAAAUGAAGCAAGAAACUAUCCAGGGAAAAAGAAUUGGGAAGGUUGUGAAUGAAUUGGUGGAGAAUGAAAAGCUGAUAAAUAAUUAUGAGCGUUUAUCGAGCGACUUACUGGAAUGGAUUCGACAAACUAUUGAAUCACUGAAUGAUCGUCAUUUUGUCAAUUCGCUGAACGGUGUACAGAAACAGCUUGCUGAGUUUAACAAUUAUCGCACGCAAGAAAAACCGCCGAAGUUCAAUGAAAAAGGUGAAUUAGAAGUACUUCUUUUCACUAUUCGUAGUCGUAUGCGUGCCAACAAUCAGAGACCAUAUUUGCCAAGGGAUGGCAAACUAAUCGCAGACAUCAAUCGAGCUUGGGAGAAUUUGGAAAGAGCAGAACAUGAAAGGGAACUGGCACUGAAAGAGGAAAUUAUUAGGCAAGAGAAACUUGAGCAACUGGCAGCUCGAUUCGACCGCAAGGCGAGCAUGCGAGAAACAUGGCUUAGCGAAAAUCAGCGACUUGUUAGUCAGGAUAACUUUGGCACUGAUUUGGCUAGUGUAGAGGCGGCAACAAAAAAACAUGAAGCAAUAGAGACAGACAUUUAUGCAUAUGAAGAACGUGUACAAGCGGUUGUUGCUGUUGCUGGUGAAUUGGAAGCUGAAAAUUAUCAUGAUAUUGACCGAAUUAAUGACAGAAAAGAGAAUGUGCUACGAUUGUGGAAUUACCUUCUUGAAUUAUUGUUGGCACGCCGUGUUCGUUUGGAACUUUCUAUGGCAGUUCAGCGAAUUUUCCAUGAAAUGGUCUAUGUUUUGGAUUGGUGUGAUGAAAUCAAGGUUCGUCUUUUAUCUGAAGACCUGGGUCAGCAUCUUAUGGAUGUCGAAGACUUACUGCAGAAGCAUUCACUUUUGGAAUCAGAUAUCAAUAUCGUUGGCAACCGUGUUAAAAAUGUGAAUAGUCAAGCAGAAAAAUUUGCUUUACCAAAUGGUCCGGAUGGUAGUGGUUACAAACCAGUGGAACCGUCAUUAGUUGAAGAGAGAAUGCAGAUUUUGUUGGAUCGUUAUGCAGAGCUAAACGAAUUAGCAGUGGAACGCAAGCGUCGUUUGGAGGAUAAUAAACGUUUAUGUCAAUUUUGGUGGGAUGUUGAUGAAUUGGAGCAUAACUUAAAAGAUAUGGAACAAGUACUCACUUCACCAGAUACUGGUCGUGACAUGGUUUCCGUGUCACUGCUACUAGCUAAACACAAAAAUGCUGAACAGUCACUUGAUAUAGUUGGUAAACGACUGGACGAUCUCGAAAAUGAGGGGCAGCAGUUGCAGGAAGAGAAGAUUCCAGGUGCGGAAGCUAUAAAUAGUCGCUUGGCUACAAUUCGUGAUUAUUUCAAUAAGCUGAAAGAGUUGGCUGCAGAACGUCAUGUACGACUUUCCGGAGGUGUCAAUUACUAUCAGUUCUUCAACGAUGCUGACGACGUUGACGCAUAUCUUGUUGACACUCUUCGUUUGGUGGGUAGUGAAGAUGUUGGGAAAGAUGAGGGUACCGUGCAAUUACUUAUCAAGAAGCAUGACGAUGUUAGCGAUGAUUUACUUAAAUUCGAAGAAAAUAUCAAACAGUUGCAUAUGCAGGCAGAAUCUUUACCGCCUGAGGCUCGUGAACACCCAGACGUAAGAAGACGUCUUGAUAUGACUGAAAGACGAAAGGCAGAAUUGGAAGAACUUGCGCGACUUAGAAAGCAACGUUUGCUGGAUGCAUUGUCUUUAUACAAAUUGUUCAGUGAUGCAGAUAUUAUUGAAGCAUGGAUUGAUGAGAAAGGCAAAUUGUUAGCAACACUAGUACCAACUGAUGAUUUGGAAGAAGUCGAAAUCAUGAAACAUCGUUUCGAAACCCUUGAAGCUGAUAUGAACAAUCAGGCAGCUAAGGUUGCUACUGUAAACGAACUUGCACGUCAACUUCUUCAUGUUGAUCAUCCAAAUUCAGAUGAAAUUUUGCAAAGGCAGAAUAAGCUCAAUGCGAGAUGGGCGCAACUGCGUGAUAUGGUUGAUCAGAAAAGAUCUGAACUUGAUCAAGCACAUCGUUUGGAAACAUUCCGUAUCGACUGCCAAGAAACAGUUUCCUGGAUUGAAGACAAAACCCGGGUACUUGAAGAUGCUGACGAACUUACCAAUGACCUCACCGGUGUUAUGAAACUUCAGCGCCGUUUGUCUAUGAUGGAGCGCGACCUCGGUGCUAUUCAGGCUAAACUAGAUUCACUGCAAAAAGAAGCCUCGGAAAUUGAGAAGGAAAAACCUGCAGAUGCAGCACAGAUACGAGAAGAUAUCAAGCGAAUACAUAUAGCUUGGGAUAUACUCAACAGACGUGUGCGGGAGCAUGAAGCAAAACUUGAUGAAGCUGGUGAUUUGCAACGAUUCCUUCGUGACCUGGAUCAUUUUCAAGCUUGGUUAACUGCUACACAAAGACAAGUUGCUUCAGAAGACGAACCACAAUCUCUGGCUGAUGCUGAACAAUUGCUUAAUCAGCAUGCAGCAAUUCGGGAAGAAAUUGAUGGCUAUGCGGAAGAUUAUGUUAAAAUGCGAGCAAUGGGUGAUCGAGUAACGCAAGAUCAGACGGACCCACAGUAUAUGUUCUUACGUCAACGCCUUGUUGGACUAGAAGAAGGUUGGGAAGAAUUACAACGAAUGUGGGAUAAUCGGCAGCAUCUCCUUAGUCAAGGACUUAAUUUGCAGAUGUUUCUCCGUGAUGCAAAACAAGCUGAAGUUAUGCUUUCACAACAAGAAAAUUAUUUAUCAAAAGAUGAAACACCGACUUCAUUGGAACAGGCUGAAAAUAUGCUCAAGAGACAUCAAGACUUUUUGACAACCAUGGAUGCUAACGAUGAAAAAAUUAAGGCAGUUGUAUCUUUUGGCGACCAACUUUGUAGUGAUGGCCAUUAUUCAGCUGAUAAAAUUCAUAAGAAAGCUCGAAAUAUAGAAGAACGUCGCGAAGCCAAUCGCGAAAAAGCUGUACUGUCAUUUAAUAAACUCAAGGAUUCCCUUGCAUUACAACAGUUCUUGUCGGAUUGUGAAGAACUGCGGGAAUGGAUUGAAGAAAAGAUGAUUCGUGCACAAGAUGAAACUUACAGAGAUGCCAAAACAAUAACGUCGAAAUUCAUGCGCCAUCAGGCAUUCCAAUCAGAGCUGCAAUCGAAUCGUGAACGACUCGUACAGCUUCGUCAUGCAGCAGUUAGACUGGCUGAGGAAAAGCCAGAGUUUCUUGGCACUAUUGAUCCACAGAUUGCUGAUUUGUCAAUACAGUGGGAGCAACUCGAGAAAACUACAGAAGAAAAAGGACAGAAGUUGUUCGAUGCCAAUCGACAACAGCUUUAUGUACAAAGUAUAUCAGAUAUGAAGAUUAUAUAUAUGUACAGAUGUUCUUUCUAUAUGUUUUUGACAAUCGUUUCAUUUUGGGACUGGGCCGAACAACUUCAACAACAAAUGACAGUUGAAGAUACAGGGCAGGAUUUGACAACAGUUAAUGUUGCCAUGCAGAAGCAGCAGAUGAUUGAAAGUGAAAUGGUGAAACGAGCCGCACAAAUAGAUUCACUGCAGCAAAUGGAACCACAGCUUGAAGAAAUGCAUCCAGAAGAAGUGGAAGCAAUUAAAGCGCAUCGUCUGGCCGUACAGGAACAACUACAACGAUUACAAGCGCCACUCGAUGAUCGACGUCGUCAAUUAGAACGCAAAAAAAGAGCCUACCAGUUUUUGCGUGAUGUUGAAGAUGAAAAACUAUGGUGUGCAGAGCGAUUACCAUUGACACAAGCGCAAGAGAUUGGUGAAAAUCUGUUCGACUGUAAUCGUCUGCAGAAAAAAAUGCAAUCAUUGAAGCAUGAAAUUGAUAACCACGAGCUAUGGAUCCAGAAAAUCUGCCAAAAUGGUCGUGAAAUGAUUGAUGAAGGCCAUGAACAUAGAUCAGAAUUUCAGCAAAAAAUUGAUGAAUUGAUGAAAAUUUGGCAGAACUUGAAAGAUUGUUUGGAUACACGCAAAGAACAUUUAGCGGAGAGCGAAAGGGCACACCAGUUUCUGUACGAUUGCAAUGAAGCAGAAGCAUGGAUGAGUGAGCAGGAGCUUUAUAUGAUGCAGGAUGAACGUGGUAAAGAUGAAUUCUCAACAGAAAAUCAAAUUAAAAACCAUGAACGUUUACAACAAGACAUCAAUCAGUAUGCAGAUACUAUUCGAAAUCUGGCUACACAAGCUCAAAAAUUCGUUGAUGAAAAACGUCCUUUGUGGGAGCAUAUUAAUGUUCGGCAAGCUCAAAUCGAAAAGUUAUACGCAGGGUUACAAGAUUUGUGCAAAGAGAGGCGAAAACGUUUGGAUGAAACAUUACAGUUGUAUGAGCUUCAUCGAGAAAUUGAUGAUUUAUUACAAUGGAUCGCGGACAAAGAACUGGUCGCUGGUUCUCAAGAACCAGGACAAGACUACGAACAUGUGCAAAUGCUUAUUGAACGUUUCUUACAAUUUGCUCGAGAUACCGAGAAUAUUGGGUUAGACAGGGUAGCAAAUGCAAAUGAUGCAUGCGAUCAUUUAAUCGCUAUUGGACAUUCGGAUGCUCCAACAGUUGCUCUAUGGAAAGAUAGCCUGAACGAAGCAUGGGAAAAUUUGCUUGAACUAAUCGAUACGCGAAUGCAAAUGCUGGAAGCAUCGAGAAUGCUUCACAAAUUUUUCCAUGAUUGUCGUGAUUGUUUAUCUCGGAUUUUGGAGAAAAAUCAUUCGAUACCUGAAGAUCUUGGUCGCGAUUCAUCUUCAGUUGGUGCACUGAAACGAAAACAUCAAAAUUUCCUUAAAGAUAUCGAGGCUAUAGGUCAGCAAGUUGCGCAAAUCGAGCGCGAUGCAUUGGAAUUGCGUGAUGCUUAUGCUGGAGACCGAGCAAUCGAGAUAGGUGCACGUGAAGCAGAAGUGCAAAAAGCGUGGAGACAACUACGUGCAGUGUGUGAUGCGCGUUCGAUAAGACUAGGUGAUACAUCAGAUCUGUUUCGAUUCAUGAUCAUGGUCCGAGAUUUGUUGCUGUGGAUGAACGAAGUUAAGCGAGAGAUGACAUCACAAGAAAGACCGAAGGAUGUAUCUGGUGUUGAAUUAUUGAUGAAUAAUCACCAGAGCUUGAAGGCCGAAAUUGAUGCACGUGAAGAGAAUUUUAACGCAUGCAUAUCACUGGGUCGAGAUCUUUUGAAUCGUAAACAUUACGCAUCAUCUGAAAUUGAAAAGAAAUUAAUUAAGCUAACAACAGAACGGGCUGAAAUGAUGCGACGAUGGGAGGAUCGUUGGGAAUAUUUGCAGCUAAUCCUGGAAGUAUAUCAGUUUGCAAGAGAUGCGGCAGUAGCUGAAAGUUGGUUAAUGGCGCAGGAACCAUAUCUUGUUUCGAAAGAAUAUGGGCGGAAUCUGGAAGAGACAAUAAAGCUAAUUAAAAAACAUGAAGCUUUCGAGAAGUCAGCUAAUGCGCAAGAGGAACGUUUCUUAGCACUGGAAAAAUUAACAACGUUUGAAUUGAAAGAGAUGCAAAGGCGAGAUAUGGAGGAGGUGGAACGUCGUGCACUCAGCGGGCCGAGUGGUGAUGUACGCCGUGGAACGCUACAGCGAACAUCAACUGCAGCAGCAGGCGAACGACCUGCAGAAGUUGCAUUACCAAUGGAAAGAGGGCCACAGACAUCUGAUGAUUUUGGUGACGAAAAUUUGCACGACACAACUAUGAGUAGCUGUGAUAGUGGUACAUUACUGCAAAAAACCAGAUAUAUUGCUGAACGUAAUAGUCGAUUAAUGGCAUCAGAAUCAUUUGGUUGGCGGUUGUCAUUGUCAAGAUCGGCUCGUUUUGAUAUACACGAUUUACGGGGGGUUGAUGUGGGCGGUGCUUUUGAAGGUGUGUUAAUCAGGAAGCAUACAUAUGAAUCCUUGGACCGCAAAGCAUCAAGCAGGUCAUGGGAAAAAGUAUACGCAGUAUUACGCGGAUCACAAUUGGCAUUUUUCAAGGACCAGAAACACAUGGAGGAAAAUAUACUGUUUCACGCGGAGGAACCGUUAAAUUUGGAAGGCUGUUCAGUUAGUGUCGCAGCGGAAUAUACGAAAAAGAAAAAUGUUUUAUCACUGAAAUCUCCUACUGGAGCGGAGUAUCUGCUGCAAACUGCCAGCGAUGAAGACAUGGAACGAUGGUUGCGACGAUUACAGCUUGCUACAGGACAAUCGCAGGAAGAAGUAGUAGCUCGUUCGCAAACAUUGCCAGUUGAAGGGUCUACCAAAGCAAAAAAAGGCUUCUUUAGUCGAGGAAAGAAAUGA